GGGAGCAAGAGAGAAAAUUAAAGGGCGGCGUUGUGGUCUGUGGUACCAUACACAGAGAGCAUUGAUAAUAACUACCCAAUAAGGAAGCUUGGGGAAGUAUCAGAGAUUGCAGAGCAGUUGCAGGGAGGGCCUAUGGACUCCUGAAUAAAUGUUUCCCUUGUUUCUCUUACAGGAGAAAAGCCAUUGUCAUGCAUUGGACCAGAUGAUCCCCUCACACCUGUCCUGCUAAACUUUCUCUCGCUCUCUCUCUCUCUCUCAACUCCUUUUCUUCAUCUUCUUUACUUCUGAUAUUAUUGGUUUUGUUCACUGGGUAUACAUCUUCUUCUUCUUCUCCGGAGACUGGGAAACAGAGCAAGCAUUGAGGAGCAGAGCAAGAUAAAAUGCCCAACUUGUAUCUUCGAAGUAGCAGCUUAAAAAGGCUGUUCUCGAUUGGCCGUCGCAGUAGCUUUGAAGAGGAAGAUGUUUUGAAGGAAACUAGCACUACCCGGCAUGAUCUCAAAGCAACCAAAGAAAUCGACUCCAUUUCGCCAGUAGCAGAGCCAUCUCCGAGACCCGCUUGGAAAUGCUUCUCUUAUGCUGAGAUUUUUGAAGCAACCGAUGGGUUUAAAGCAGAGAAUCUGGUUGGGAAAGGUGGGUAUGCAGAGGUUUACAAGGGAAUACUGGAAGGUGGACAAGAAAUCGCUGUAAAAAGGCUAAUCAAAGCUUGUACGGAAGAACAGAAAGAGAAGGAGUUCUUAACAGAGCUUGGAACAAUCGGACAUGUUCAUCAUCCAAACGUUACUUCCUUGUUAGGUUGUUGUAUCGAUAGGGACCUUCAUCUCAUCUUUGAGUUCUCUUCAUUAGGCUCUGUUGCUUCUCUUCUCCACGGUGAGAAAUCGCCAAUAAUGGCUUGGAAAAUAAGGUACAAAAUUGCUAUUGGAACAGCACAUGGACUUCAUUACUUGCACAAAGGCUGCCAGAGAAGGAUAAUUCACAGGGACAUUAAAGCUUCUAAUAUUCUACUGACAACAGAUUUUGAACCACAGAUAUCUGAUUUUGGUUUGGCAAAAUGGCUCCCUUCUCAAUGGUCUCAUCACUCAGUCAUCCCCAUUGAAGGGACAUUUGGGUACUUGGCACCUGAAUACUUUAUGCAUGGAAUUGUUGAUGAGAAGACAGAUGUGUUUGCCUUUGGAGUCUUUCUACUGGAGAUCAUCUCUGGCCGGAAACCAGUUGAUGGCUCGCAUCAUAGCUUGCUUAACUGGGUAAAGCCUAUCUUAAAUGAUGGGGUGAUAGAAGAGUUGGUAGAUCCAAGGCUUGGAGGGGAUUAUGAUGCCACUCAGCUUAAGAGGCUGGCUUUCGCAGCUUCCCUCUGUAUUCGAACAUCAGCUUCAUGGCGGCCAACAAUGACUGAGGUCUUGGAGGAAAUGAUGAAUGGAGAGAUGGACAAAGACAAAUGGAAAAUGCCAGAGGAAGUAGAGGAAGGGUUCUGGGGUUUCGAGGAACUGGAAUGCGAAUGUGACAGUACCUUCUCAACCUCCCCUUUGGACUCAAUGUCGAUCUGAAGCUCACAGAGCUGGACAAUUAAGAUAAGUAACAUGGGAAUGAACCUAAACCUACCUUCCUCAACAUGUAUACCUACAAUUGCAUAUAUAGGUGUAUAUACAAGGAUUAAGAAGAUAACAUUGUCAGACCAAUUAAGUUUUUCUGUCUUUUCAUUAGAAAACUCUUGAGAAUGUACAGUGUAAUUGGUGAUUAGUUUCCAUUAAAGUUGGUGCAAUUUCUAUGCCUC
This is a messenger RNA of Macadamia integrifolia, 1768 nucleotides long. Its product is annotated as probable receptor-like serine/threonine-protein kinase At5g57670. Bases 381 to 1541 code for a protein of 386 amino acids. The transcript is spliced from 7 exons. NCBI's taxonomy places the organism in Eukaryota, Viridiplantae, Streptophyta, Magnoliopsida, Proteales, Proteaceae. Gene Ontology annotation, molecular function: protein kinase activity; ATP binding. The record is from RefSeq and is a predicted model, not a curated record. Gene Ontology annotation, biological process: protein phosphorylation.